AAUCCGAAUCCCCAGCCUCACCCUCCUCCUCACUGCGGACCCCCCGAAGACUUUGGGAAUAACCAUUGCGGAGGAUUCGCUGAGCGCCCCGGGACGCGUGGAGCACCUUCAUGGACGGUGGUGACCGGCUGCAGGGAUGGAGAACCUAAUGAGGGGUAGGAAUUUUCCCCAAUUCCAGAGAACCACUGUUAUGCAGGAGGUCCGUCCCCCACUCAGGAAGAGACCUGAAGAGGAAUUGCAGUGUCUGGAAAUGACAACCAAGCGGAAGAUCAUCGACCGCCUGGUGCCAUGUCGAUGCUUCCGAGGAGAAGAGGAAAUCAUCUCCGUGUUAGAUUACUCCCACUGCAGCCUUCAACAGGUGCCAAAGGAAGUUUUUAACUUUGAAAGGACAUUAGAAGAACUUUAUCUGGAUGCCAAUCAAAUUGAAGAUCUACCUAAGCAAUUGUUCAACUGUCAAGCGCUACGCAAACUGAGUAUACCCGACAAUGACCUUUCAAAUCUGCCAACUUCCAUUGCUAGCCUAGUUAAUCUAAAAGAACUCGACAUCAGUAAAAACGGGGUACAAGAAUUUCCAGAAAAUAUAAAGUGCUGUAAAUGUUUAACAAUUAUUGAAGCCAGUGUCAAUCCCAUUUCUAAGCUCCCUGAUGGCUUCACACAGCUUCUAAACCUGACCCAGCUCUACCUGAAUGAUGCCUUUCUGGAGUUUCUUCCAGCCAACUUUGGAAGACUUGUGAAAUUGCGGAUCUUAGAGUUAAGAGAAAACCACUUGAAAACUCUACCAAAGUCAAUGCACAAACUGGCGCAGUUGGAGAGGCUUGACUUGGGCAAUAAUGAGUUCAACGAACUGCCUGAGGUUCUGGAUCAAAUACAAAACCUGAGGGAAUUGUGGAUGGAUAACAAUGCACUUCAAACACUACCUGGGUCUAUAGGAAAGUUAAAGAUGUUGGUGUACCUGGACAUGUCCAAAAACAGGAUCGAAACCAUUGACAUGGAGAUUUCUGGAUGUGAAGCACUUGAAGACCUGCUAUUGUCAUCCAAUAUGCUGCAGCACCUGCCUGACUCCAUAGGACUGUUGAAAAAACUUACCACUCUGAAAGUAGAUGACAAUCAACUUACACUGUUACCCAAUGCAAUUGGAAAUUUGUCUUUAUUAGAAGAAUUUGACUGUAGCUGUAAUGAACUGGAGUCCUUGCCUUCCACCAUUGGCUACCUUCAUAGUCUUCGAACAUUAGCCGUGGAUGAGAAUUUCCUGCCUGAAUUGCCCAGAGAAAUUGGAAGCUGUAAGAAUGUUACAGUCAUGUCCCUGCGCUCCAACAAACUGGAAUUCCUUCCUGAAGAGAUUGGACAGAUGCAAAAACUGCGGGUCUUGAAUUUGAGUGACAACAGACUGAAGAAUUUACCAUUCUCGUUUACCAAACUUAAAGAACUUGCAGCUUUGUGGCUUUCUGACAAUCAAUCCAAGGCCCUUAUCCCUUUGCAAACAGAAGCCCACCCUGAAACAAAACAAAGAGUGUUAACCAACUACAUGUUUCCCCAGCAACCUCGUGGUGACGAAGAUUUCCAGUCAGACAGCGACAGUUUUAACCCUACUCUGUGGGAGGAGCAGAGACAACAACGAAUGACUGUUGCCUUUGAAUUUGAAGAGAAAAAGGAAGAAGAAGAAAAUGCUGGCAAAGUUAAGGAUCACAUUUGCCAUGCCCCCUGGGAAAGGGGCCAGCGUGGGAUUACCCUCCAACCUGCCAGACUGUCUGGCGAUUGCUGCACACCAUGGGCCAGGUGUGAUCAGCAGAUCCAAGAUAUGCCCGUUCCCCAGAUUGACCCCCAGCUGGCAUGGGGUUGUAUAAGUGGUCUCCAGCAGGAAAGCAGCCUGUGUACUCAAUUGCCAGUGGCAGCACAUUCCACCACUCUUCCCUCUCUAAGUGGCAGACAGGUUGAGAUAAACCUAAAACGCUAUCCAACUCCUUACCCAGAAGACUUAAAAAAUAUGGUAAAAUCUGUUCAAAAUCUGGUGGGCAAAACGGGUCACGGAGGUCGUGCUGAGAAUUCGAACCCGGCCGCUAACCCGGAGCAGACUGCGAAAGAGAAGUAUGAACACCAGUGGUCCAUGACGCCCAAGGAGAUCACGGUUGAGGGUUCCUUUGUUCACCCAGUCAAUGAAAUGAGGAUGGGAGAACUUCACUCGUCACUGACCGAAACUCCCUUAUACCCACCCAAACUCGUCCUCCUCGGCAAAGACAAGAAAGAAUCGACAGAUGAGUCUGAAGUCGACAAAACUCACUGUCUGAAUAACAGUGUUUCCUCAGGCACUUACUCAGACUACUCACCUUCCCAGGCGUCCUCAGGGUCCUCGAAUGCCCGGGUUAAAGUGGGGUCCAUGCAGGCAACAGCUAAAGAUGCCGUGAAUAAUUCUUUGUGGGGUAACAGGCUUGUGCAAACCUUUCCUCAGCCUAUCGACUCGAAGCCAUUGCUCAGCCAGCGCGAGUCCCUGCCAUCGGGGAGUCUGCAGCCGCCGCAGCAGCAGCAGAUACAGCAGCAGCAGAUGCAGCAGCAACAGAUGCAGCAGCAGCAGCAGCAGAUUCAGCAGCAGCAGCAGCAGCGUCCCGAGCGACUCCCGAUGGGCAAUGCUUUUGCCGACAGCUGGACCGACGGCUCCCAUUACGACAACACGGGCUUCGUUGCCGAGGAGAGCCCGGCGGAGAACGCGGCUGGGAGCGGGCUCCUGAACUCCAAGGCCAGAAGCUCAGCCCCUCACGGGCGUCGGCCUCUCCUGAGGCAAGACCGGAUCGUUGGCGUUCCCCUGGACCUCGAGCAGCCCACCCACAGGAAUCCUGCAGAAUCUGAAGUGCCUCCUUCCAAUCCUUGGCAGAAUUGGACCCGCACCCCCAGUCCUUUCGAAGACAGGACGGCAUUCCCUUCGAAACUGGAGACCACCCCUACCACCAGCCCUCUGCCUGAAAGGAAAGACCUCAUCAACGAACCGGCAGAAAUCCCCGGCCCGUUUACUUCCGGCGUGCCCUGGGAGUACCAUGACUCCAACCCCAACCGGAGCCUCAGCAAUGUCUUUUCCCACAUUCACUGCCACCCAGAGGCUUCCAAAGGCGUUCUCUCCAUGAGCAAAAGCACUGAGAGGCUCUCCCCUCUGAUGAAAGAUAUCAAGUCCAGUAAGUUUAAGAAGUCCCAGAGUAUUGACGAGAUAGACAUUGGUACAUACAAGGUGUAUAACAUACCACUAGAAAACUAUGCAUCUGGCCAUGACCCCUUAGGGAUCCACGAAAGACCGGAUAGACUGAUGGGGCCAGAGCAUGGUAUGUCUAGUAUGUGUCGUAGCCAGUCUGUACCAAUGCUGGAUGAUGAGUUGUUGACUUACGGAAGUAGUAAAGGUGGGCAGCAGCAGCAGCAGCAACAACAGAAGCCCUCCGUGACCAAAAAAGUCUACCAGUUUGACCAAAGCUUCAAUCCUCAAGGAGCGGUGGAAGUAAAAGCGGAGAAGAGGGUGCAGCCCCCAUUCCAAUCCAACUCGGAGUUUGUGCCACCGACCGGCAAGAGCGUCGCAAAGGAUCUGGUAAGCCCUCGGGCUUACAGAGGCUACCCCCCGAUGGAGCACAUGUUUUCGUUCUCUCAGCCCUCCGUCAACGAGGAGGUCAUCAGUGCACAGUUGGCCAGCCAGGGCUCGAGGGCGGGGUUCUUGAGACGGGCCGACUCGCUGGUCAGCUCCACGGAGAUGGCCAUGUUCAGGCGGGUCAGCGAGCCUCACGAACUGUCUCAGAGUGAGAGGUACGGCAGGCCUCCUCCCUACAGGGGAGGCCUGGAUCGCCAAGGCAGCGUCUCUGGGACCGAGCCCCAGUUCCUCAAGAGGAACGGCAGGUAUGAAGAGGAACAUCCUUCCUACCAGGAAGUGAAAGCCCAGUCUGGAAGUUUCCCAGCUAAAAACCUCACCCAGAGGAGGCCGCUGUCUGCCAGAAGCUACAGUACUGAGAGUUACGGUACAUCCCAAACCAGGCCAGUUUCGGCGAGGCCUACCAUGGCAGCUCUUUUGGAAAAGAUACCAUCUGACUAUAACUUGGGUAACUAUGGCGACAAGCCAUCAGAUAACAGUGAUCUAAAGACGAGGCCCGCCCCUGGGAAGGGAGAGGAGAGCUGUGGGAAAAUGCCAGCAGACUGGAGACAACAGCUACUUAGACAUAUAGAAGCUAGAAGGUUAGACAGGAAUGCUGCUUACAAACACAACACUGUUAACCUUGGCAUGCUGUACACUGGACGUUUUUCAGCAAUGCAUGCAGGCAGAAGCAUGACUUUAGACUUGCAGCCUAGAUCUAAAUUUGAAAACCAAAUACAUCAAGAGCUGCUUCUUCAGAAAACCCCAUCCCAGCAAAGCAACAUUCUAGACAAUGGACAAGAAGACAUCUCUCCUAGUGGCCAGUGGAAUCCUUAUCCGCUUGGGAGACGAGACGUGCCACCGGACACCGUUACUAAAAAGACAGGCAGCCACAUCCAGACCUUGAUGGGAUCGCAGAGUCUACAGCAUAGAAGUCGGGAGCAGCAGCAACAGCAGCAGCAGCAACAGCAGCAACAGCAGCAGCAGUAUGAGGGAAACAUCAACAAAGUGACCAUCCAGCAGUUCCAGUCUCCCCUCCCCAUCCAGAUCCCUUCCUCCCAGACACCCCGCGGGCCUCAGCCUGGACGAUGCUUAAUCCAAACUAAAGGACAGCGGAGCAUGGACGGCUAUCCUGAGCAGUUUUGCGUGAGAAUAGAAAAGAACCCUGGGCUUGGAUUUAGCAUCAGUGGUGGAAUAAGUGGUCAAGGAAAUCCAUUUAAACCUUCUGACAAGGGUAUCUUUGUUACUAGGGUUCAGCCUGAUGGGCCAGCAUUCAGCCUGCUGCAGCCUGGCGAUAAGAUCCUUCAGGCGAAUGGACACAGUUUUGUACAUAUGGAACAUGAGAAGGCUGUAUUACUACUGAAGAGUUUCCAGAACACAGUAGACCUAGUUAUUCAACGUGAGCUUACCGUCUAAAUAUUUUUAUAAAUAGUGAAAAUAUGUCUAGCCAGACCUAAUGUUCAAAGAUAAAUUUCUACAUAGGAAACAAACUUUUUGCCAAUUGCUGGACCAAUGGCAAACAUUAGUGCCAAAUGUAUAAUAACUACAUGUUAGUUCUGAUCACCUUUAAAAAUGUUACCUAUAUAAAUAUGAUGUUCAUGUGGUAUGUAUCAGUUUUAAUUGUCAGCCUCUGGCUGUGCAUUGGUGCAGUUUGUUUUUUUUAAUCAAAUCAGUUUCUUCUCAAAGUGGAUUUCAUAUAAUUUCAGAGCACGGAAGCACACACAGGUUCUAUAAGGAUUCUGCUCUCCAUCAGAAACACUGCCUCAAAAUUGUAUAUGCCUUUAUAUAGAAAUACAAAUACAGAGAAAUGUAAUUCCCAUAAAAUAUUUCUAGCACAAGUUAUAUGUUGGCAUAUAUAAAGAAAAUUAUACAGAAAAGGAAUAUUUUCAUAAAACAGAACACCUCUGAUUGAGAAAGAAAAUAUAUCUUAAAAAUAGGACUUUACUAUGUUCAACCUUUUUCAAUAAAAAUAUGUGAUAAUGCCUUAUGAAAUUAACUGUACAUAUGGUAUAUGGUGUUUAUAUCUGGUUCCUGAUUAAUUUGCUAAAUUCUCACAGUACAGAGUGAAAUAUUUCAUAAAUUAGUCUUUCAUCUCUGGGACCUGAUUACAAUUAGUCAGCACAAAAUUAAUGAACUUGCUCAAAGCCUUCAGUUGAUAACAAUACAUACAAAGUUAUGAAAUGAGAGCUAGAUUAUUGUCGAUAGUUAAAUUCCUUAACAAAUAUAAGCAGUGAGUGAUGGGUGGCAGGAAAAUACACUUUUAUUUCUUUCAGUUUUACAUUUAUUACAAAUUGUAGCCCCUGUGACUUCCUUAGUUGUUAAUGUAGCGUUUUCUUGUGUGUGACAAAAAUCUAAUUUAAAUCAAUUUAAUGAGCUAUUGGGUGUAAGAAGAUUCAUCAUCAGGAAAGACUAUUAGCAAAAAGUGAUUGGUGGGAGCUAUAUUUAAACUCUAAUAUUUAGAUAUUGAACUUCAGAUUGUUUUUUUUCCAGAGCUGAAAGUCAAAAAGUACCAUAAAAUCAAUCUCAGUGCCUGGCUUUGGAGACAGAAAUAGCAAUAGAGAAAAUUGUAUUAAAUAUUGCUAGUUCUGUGGUCCAGAUCCUAAUUUCCCCCCCCCCCAAAUGAUGGUUGGAAAAUCUUGGUUUCCAUGACCAUUAAAAAGGAGGACAGAAGAGAAAAUGUUAACAGAUUUUUUUUUAAUUGUAACCAUUUUGCAUUCCAACUGAUAAAAUUACCUCUUUUUUUAAAAUAUUUCGAGUUUUUACCCACUAUUAGAGCAGACGACUUUGAAAAUCCCAAACAAUUUUCUUGCAGUUAGUAGUGUAUGAAAUGCAUAUCAUCACGGCACAAUUUAACUCUUUGUGUUAUGUGAUGGUACAUAUUCUGUGCUAUUAUCUUGUGCUAAGAAAUCUGAAUUAUUGCACUAGCAUUAUAAAGUCACUUCAGUGCAGCUCCAGAGGCAGUAUUUGUAAGCUGACUGUAAUUGCGGCCCUGGUGAGAAAAUUGUCCUUUGAAGCAGCUAGCUCUCAUUGGAGAGGCGAUACUAUCUCUUGGCAAUAGAAGUUGCUUCCUGUCCCAGUUUCUGAGAGACAGCUCUAUCUUUGGCACAGGUGAGCCAAAACACCAUUAUAUUUGUGAUUCUGAGGCGGCUUCGUGACUCCGGGCUAAGACUGAUGUGGUUAAAACAAAAUGUCGGAAGUGGCUACUCCAGUUCACAGGACUUCUGGGGAGAGCUGCCUAAUUUCCAGAGCAGCGGAAGAGGUCUCUCUCUUUUCGGAUCCUGACUCCAUUGACCAAAUCCAUCACACCAAUUGAAGAUUUAUAGAAACUAGUAGUUGAAACCACCACCAACAUUGGUGGUCGUCUCUACAAACCUGAGAGUAGGCCCUUAAUCCGAACUCCAGUCGAACAAGUCCUCUGUUCCUGGGCAACCUCCCUUAUGAUGGCAGGCAAGGCAGUACAGGAAAGGGGCCUUGGGCCUCUCUCUCUGGGAGCCCUCCCUGAGUCUCUUCAAAGUCACUCGGGCAGAUCCCACCACCGGUCCCAUAGCAGUGGGGAUUUUGGAGGACCAAAGAAGGGGAAGUAGCAUGGGGUAGUGGAAAGAGCACGGGUGUGGGAGUCAGAAGACCUGAGUUCUAA
Molecule: messenger RNA, 7232 nt
Organism: Ornithorhynchus anatinus (platypus)
Lineage: Eukaryota; Metazoa; Chordata; Mammalia; Monotremata; Ornithorhynchidae
Gene: LRRC7
Product: leucine rich repeat containing 7
Exons: 27
Coding region: 137-5011 (1624 amino acids)
Biological process (GO): neurotransmitter receptor transport postsynaptic membrane to endosome; neurotransmitter receptor transport, endosome to postsynaptic membrane
Cellular component (GO): postsynaptic density; adherens junction; postsynaptic membrane
Molecular function (GO): protein binding
Source: RefSeq, a predicted model, not a curated record